CACUCACUCCGCCUGCGGCACUUUUGUAGAGCCGCCAAUCCAUCACCAACCGUCGCCACGCUCUUCCAGCGCCCAUCACCUCGAAUAUCUGCCCAGGCGCCAUGUCCACCCCGGCCCGAACCAACAAGGGCCUCUCCUACGUGCUAGGAGACAACAAUGUCCACGAAAACCACAUCUUGCCCGUCAAUGCCUUGCAGUACUCGUCCCAGUACCGCCAGCUCUACACUGCUGGACGGGACGGUACCAUCAAGGUGUGGGACAGCGACCAUGGCCGCCAGUCCGGUCUCAACCACACACACACCGACCCUCCCUCCGACUACCAGGAUAUCGACGAGCGCCUUUUGAAGUUGGAGACCAGCAUAUCGUCCAAUCCCAUUCCCUGUGGUGGCGGCGAUUCUACCCCCGCCACCUACUCCAUCGUGGACAACUACAAGAUCCACUUCGACUGGAUCAACGACUUGAAGCUCGUUAAUAACGACGCCAACUUGGUCUCGUGCUCGGCUGACCUCUCCAUCAAAUUGAUCAACUUGAAGCAGUCGCCAGACACAGAUUCCACUACAGUGCACAAGUUCCCCAACUACCACACUGACUACAUCAAGAAGUUGUCCUACAAUACCACCCACAACCAGGUUAUCAGUGGUGGCUUGGACGGCCGCAUCAUCGUGUGGGACUUGCUGACCUUGAAGCCCACUAGGCACCUCAGCAACGCCAUGGCCGCCGUCAACAACCCUACCACAUCCUCCUGCUCCAUCUACUCGUUAUCCAACAACCAGUCCAACCUUAUAAGUACGGGCGGCUCCAACAACUCCAUCAAUUUGUUUGACAAGAGAUCCCAGAACCCAUUCAUCAGAAAACUCAUCGGCCACCAGGACAAUAUCCGAUGUUUGCUCAUGAAUGACUCCUUUAUUCUCAGUGGCUCCUCCGAUACCUCGGUCAAGUUGUGGGACUUGAGGAACUUCAAGGUCUACAAGAACUUCGACAUCCACGACUAUCCUGUAUGGUCCUUGACAAGCGAGUCCAACGAUUUCUCAGUGUUCUAUUCCGGUGAUAAGGGUGGUAAUAUCAUCAAAACUGAUCUCAGUUACCUUCUGUCUCACGAUAAUACCCAGGACUUCCCUGAAUUCGACACCUUCACGUCUACGGACGCUGCUAAUGUGGACGAAAAAUUGGGCCUAUCUACCAUUGUAGCUCAAGGAGACUCCCCAAUAUUGUCAUUGUGUUACGAAGACAAAACUAUAUUUGCUUCUAACUACACCUCUUUGAACAGAUAUCACGUUCCAGAUAUUACUAAUAUUUCUAAGUACCAGUACUUGAGAACAUGUCUCGACUACACUAUCAACAAAGAGAUCCAGUUGAGUGAUGAAUUUGCUUCCGGUAUGCCUAUUGAUGGGGCUCCUACCUCGAAUCCCAACGAAGAUUUAAAUUCGGACUUUUAUGAUAUCGUCAGUCAUCUAUCUGUGGAUACAAAUGCGUACGACAUUCAGUCCACCUUCUCCAAUAACGCAAACCUAUUCAAUGAUUUGGAUAACACAAACGAUUCGGACUACGAUGGAGAAGAACAGGACGAGGACCAAUACUUGUCCAUGUUCUUAGAUAUUAACGGAGGCGCAUCUAAAGAAUUCGUGAAUAUGUACAAACAAGAGAUAUCAGAUGACGAAAACAAUCCUUUUGAUGAUCCGAGGACCGGCACUCAGCAUACAGCAUCGGGCCAUGUCCUGACCAUUGAUACUACUCCUGUGGAGAUUUUGUUGAAUUCGAUUCCUCAGAGUCAAAUUUCACUAAUUCCUUAUAAUAAGGCUCCAUUCUCAGAAUAUCAAAUUGUGCCUAAAUCCAUCAUUUCCAAGAGGCUUUUCAGCAAUAAGAGAAGGAUGCUUGUUCUUUAUCUCAAUGGUGAUAUAACUAUAUGGGAUAUUCUUCUUUGCAAGGAGAUCAAAUCAUUUCCUUACCCAGUACCUAUUAAUCAACCUUUAGCUGGUGAUUCUCUAGAGAGAAGGCUUAAAGAAAUGGACACGAUUUAUCAGAACAAUCAAAGUGACGAAACUCUUAACAAUUGGUGUGAUGUUGAGAUCAAAGCAGGGAAGCUUUUGGUUACAAUCAAGGAAACUAGUUUCAUGAAUGUCGAAUUGUAUUAUGAUGACCUCAUUAAAGAUUACCCCUCUGCCUCGUUAGAUCACCCCGAUAACCAGAAAUUGAAGAAGAUGGACAAGAUCAGCGUCAAUAAAGAUGAUAGGUUCCAUAUUGGAUCUAUUCUCUUAAAUUCUUUUUUCAGGCAAUAUGCAUUGUUCGAAUGGGAAUUCGAUAUCAAGGUCAGAGAGGAAAUGAGGACAUUGACAAGAAACAAUAAACAAUUGGAGGCUGCCGGAACCGAAUACAGUGGGAGUAUCAGACAAUCGAAUGGCCAUAAUGGAGUUGAUCCCGGUUCGGUAGGAUCGGGGUUGAGAAAGUUGAAAUACUUUGGAAGAAAAUCCUCCAAGACUAACGUGUCAAAUCUUUCACUUGCAUCAGCACAAAACUCACAGCAAGCUAGUCCAAUAGUUUCCACAAACACGAGUAUAAAUGAUUUUGCGAUUGACUCUGAUCCUGUUUCAGAAUUCCUUAAGUUUAAUGGUGAUAACUUGAAGAAUAGCGCUGGUGCACCAGCGGCUUACUCGACGUCGGAUUAUGAUUGUUCAGUAAUGAAGUUAUUGCAGAGUAACAAAAAGGUUUAUUGGGAAAAGUACCAUUACCCUACAUACAAUGUAAAGUCUGGAAAGCCUGUUGAUACAAUGCUACGUGUUAACCAUAUUGAUCCUACCUUGGGUGAAAAUAACGAGGAGGAAAUCUCUUACAUGCCAAUAAUCCAACCUUCAAGAUUGCCCCCAGACUUAUUAAUUACCAUUUUUGAACAUUCCCCAGAAUUAGGCAAUUAUAGAGAUGUCUGCAGCUUCCAUUUGGAAGAUAUCUCAAAUAUCAGAGAAAGCUCAAAAGAGGAAAUGAUCAAGAACUUGAGACUACAACUUCCCAGGUGGCUUGGAUUAUCCGUUUUAUACAACAAAUGGCCCGAGCGGGAAUCUCCCAAGAUCUCCUUCCAGCUUAUGGAAUGUGAGUACCAUUUGUUGGAGCCAGAUCAAAAGAUUGGAGGGAAGUCCCAAAGAAAAAUCAAGAAGUUACCAGUCCUAGAAAGUUCAAUCAAGCUUACUUCGCACAAUAUGUUGAGAGUAAGUAAAAUCUUGUAUUACUUAAGCGAGAAGUUUGAGUCUAAAACCUCGGAAAUGAAGGAUAAGAAGCUAGUACCUACAGAUUGGUUAGCCAUAGAUUGUCGAGGCCAGGAGCUUACUAACGACAUGACCUUGCAAACCAUUAAAACCAAGAUCUGGAAGAGCAGUGCCGAUGUUGAGUUGAGAUUUAGAAGAAAAUAUGACAAAUAGACCCCGAACAAUACUCAUUUAUAGCACCUAUAGACGCUAUUGAUGAAUAAACGAGAUACGAAAAUAAAACAUGUAAAUGUGCAGCGAAAAAGGAGAUAUUUCAGCCAAGAGCCUAGACAAAGUGACCACCAGACAGACCAGCUCGACAUGCGAAACAAAAGAUGUUUAAAUAGUUAAUAAAAGGUUACCUUUUUAGAAUGGUGAAGAGAAAAGAGAUUCAUCGAAAAUAACGUGAAGACACUUCAGGCCAUUUUAGAGUGAAACAGGACCCUAUGGAUGAUAAUGUCAG
Molecule: messenger RNA, 3696 nt
Organism: Suhomyces tanzawaensis NRRL Y-17324
Lineage: Eukaryota; Fungi; Ascomycota; Pichiomycetes; Serinales; Debaryomycetaceae
Exons: 1
Coding region: 102-3407 (1101 amino acids)
Biological process (GO): double-strand break repair via homologous recombination; protein deubiquitination
Molecular function (GO): ubiquitin binding
Source: RefSeq, a predicted model, not a curated record